CCUACACUCCUGAGAGAAUGUUUCUUCAAGAACAAAAGUCCUUCAGCUUUACAAGCAAAGUAUAAAGGUUGCUAUUAACAAUAUAUAAAUGGAAUGUUUUAUUCAAGUUUUUUUAAUGGUGUCAUAAUCUUAUGAUGUCUUAUAUUGUUAAUGUCAUACUUUUACAUAAUAAACUUGAUUAAUUUAAAGCUAUACACUCGGAUUAAUUGCCUGUCAUACUCAUGCUCACGUGCUCCUGAUUUGCUUAAAGCAGUUCAGCAAGUGUGAGGUUGGGCAGAAUUUGGAGUGGAUUUUGAUUUUCAUCAUACAUUAUGGAGUAUAUGUAUAUUAAGUCAUUUGUGAUGCAGAUGCAGUGUGCAAAUCAUCUUUCAGUUGCUUCCUUUAGGGGUUGCUCCGUCUCACCCUACCCCUCGUUUCCUCCUCUGUCACACGAACCCUCUGCAUGGCCUUGAUUAUUACCUCCUUGAACCUUCUAUGUGGUCUUCCUCGUUUCUUCCUGUCUGGCAGCUCUGGAUUCAGCAUCCUUUGUCCAAUAUAUUCCACAAUCUCUCCACUGUGCAUGUCCAGACAAUCUCAGACGUGCUUCUCUAACUUUGUCUCCUUCAUGCUCAACCUGAGCCAUCCCUCUGAUAUAUUAAUUUCUUUUCCUGUACAUAAAAUACACACUGUAAUUACAUAAUUAAGCAUUUAAAGUCUUCAAAGUUCAGUUGAGAUUCAUUCAGAAUCCCUCCCCAGAAACAGACAUGCACAAGAAUGUAAAUGAGAGCAAUUAUUUCAAUAGGGGAACACCAAACUUUUAGUAUUGUUGUAAUGCAAGUAUUACAGCAAUGUACAGGUGUGCUGAGUUGGCAGCGAUGGAGCAAAACGCUUGCAAGGUACAAGUAAUGCAGUAAAAAACAUUUGAAAAGAACAGCACUGCUUCUUCCAGUCCGCUGGGUGGCAGCAUAGUGCUAUCCUGCUAGUGCAACGUCGGCUCAGAGAAGAAGCGUUUGUGUUUUAGUAAGCUGAAUUUUGACUUUCAGGCAGAACUCUUUUUAAAGUCUUAAUUAAAUUUUGUAUUUUUGAUAUUGGACUGGCAGUCAUGGUUAUAGUUUCACCGAUUUUUACACUUUUAAACGUUAUUUGGGGAUAUUUAUUGUCUUGGUUGAGUUUCUCUUGUGGUUUUAUACAACUGGAAUGACUUAAGUGCUGCCUGAAAAACUCAGUUCGGAGAAUAAAGUGCCCCGGUUUGCCUUUCGGCCAGCCUUCAAAUUUUCCCCGCCUUCAUCCUAAAUGCUUUCCUGCUUUACCGUCUAACUUGACGUGAAUAUGGCGGCAAAGGAGACUGUAAACAGUUACCAAGUGAGCGUUGAAUCUGUCGUGAACGGCUGGCUAGUGGAUUAUUACUUCUUUUUGGCGGUAGAGUUCUUUAAAAAUGAACAAUACGAGGAUUUCUGUGCCAUUAUAGAUAUACUCGACUGUAUUAUGGCGCGCCCUUUGGAGUCCACGGAUGACAUCGCAAUGAAAUUUCGAGUGUUGCAGUUUAUCUCCCGGAUAAAUGAGGGUGAAAACCUUGGUGUUUCAUUUGAAAUGGACGUGCCAUCAACUCCUCUGGAAUCAGCCUUAAUGUUACUGGAAAAAAUAAGCCAGGAAUUCAGUAUCCCACAGCAGGAGUAUGAAAAGGUGUCCUCUUCUCUUAAAGAUAUGAUUGUGGGGAUUUUCAUCAAAAACAGUAAGUUUGAGAAAGCAGAAGAGGUGCUGAUGAAACACUUUCCUCCCAAAAAUAUUGGAAAGAGAGCAACAUUCAUGGGUCUCAUCAGGAAAAAGAAUAAGAUUCAUGAAGUCAUUGAGCAAAUCAACUUUCAGCACUUCAAGGAGGAGAUGCUUGCGUUUUGCCUGAGGAUCUGCCACUUCAGCCUUCCUCUUCUUCAUAAGGCUGCAAAACAUCUCAUUGAUAAAACCCCUGUGGAUCAAGACAGCACAGCAACUGAAAGUGAUGAACAAGCUGAACCUCAGCCAUGCUCUAGUUCACAAAUAGCCACUGUCCAGUUUGUACCAUGUACACAUUCACUUAUCCCGAAGACCAGCCUAGAAGCGGCCUACAAAUCCCUGGCCACAGGUUUAAAUAAAAAAACAUUUGCUCAGUUGGAGGAAGAAGUAGACAGAGAGGAGCUGGAAAGAGAAAAUUUUUGCGAACAGCUUUCCAUGACAUCAGAGAGGUGCACAAGUGUGGACUUGGAGGAACUGUUAUUUCAGAGAGACUCAGGAGGCCCUAUGGAAGCUGCCCCAGCAGACCAACCAACACAAGCAAAUGCCAUUCCUCCAAUUUGGGCAGAUUUACACUUUAAGAAUCCGAUUGUGCUGUGUAAAAGAGAGAACUACACUGUGUCUCGGCUGGUGGUGGAACCAGACAGUCAGGCAAGUUCACGCUGCACAACCGCUUUAGAGGAACUGGAACCUGAGGUCAGAAGGAAAAAAACACCACAGACACUGUCUGCAUCUAAUGAAAAAGACCGUCAGUGUCGGGGAACAGACAAAAAAGGUGCCACACCCACCCAAAAGAGCCGCAUUCAAGCCAACAGAACUCGCACCAGGAAUCAGGAUAAUAUGGACGUCAGCCGUACCACAUCCUCUUCAGUGGAGAGCUCACCAAGUGAGUCACCUUCUCAUCCUGUCCGACAAACAACCUCCACUCCUCACAAGGACUCUGGUCAAAAGAAAAGUCCUCGUCUUUUAAAAUGGAAGCGACUGUACCAUGAUGCACAGGAGAGCAAGGGCGACGGAGAGUCGUAUGUUACCCCUAACAAGAGCGGCUCAGACAUGAGCACCAUUUCAAAUUCAGGCCAAAGGAAAAGGAAAUGGACAGAGAGUGAGACGCAGAAGUUAAAAGACGGGGUCAAAAAAUUUGGAGAGGGCAACUGGUGUAAGAUAAAGGAACACUACGGCUUCAAAGAUCGAACAAAUGUCAACCUGAAGGACAGGUGGAGAACAAUGAAGAAGUCAAAUAUCGUCUGACUCACCAAUGUCAUUUUUUAUCCCAUCUCCAUUUAUUUAUUUUUGUUUCUUAAGCAAGUUAUUGAUAAUUUUAAAAAUUAGUUUAUAGAUUUGGUAAAUGUUCAGUGUUCACGGCUCAAAGAUUGUUUUGUUUUGAGGAAGGGAUAAAAUGUUACUGUAAGAAUAAAAAUCUUUGAUAGUCUCUUUUUGUCUGCAUCUUUAUGUUAAUGUGUUCUCAUUUGUGUUUCACGGGGUCCUAGAGGAUUACAUGACAUGACUCACACGUCCCUUUAGUGAACAAGGACAAAAUCCAAGGUCCAAGAUUCCAGAAGUGACACUGCAAAAUAAAACAUGUUUCCUUUUCUCCACUUCUCCAA
Molecule: messenger RNA, 3350 nt
Organism: Haplochromis burtoni (Burton's mouthbrooder)
Lineage: Eukaryota; Metazoa; Chordata; Actinopteri; Cichliformes; Cichlidae
Product: telomeric repeat-binding factor 2
Exons: 11
Coding region: 1309-2994 (561 amino acids)
Biological process (GO): telomeric loop formation; regulation of telomere maintenance via telomerase; negative regulation of telomere maintenance via recombination
Cellular component (GO): chromosome, telomeric region; shelterin complex; nucleus
Molecular function (GO): protein homodimerization activity; telomerase activity; G-rich strand telomeric DNA binding
Source: RefSeq, a predicted model, not a curated record